UAUGGACAAGAACAACAUCAAAAUCGUCCUCGACAACAACAACAACAACGACAACAUAGUCAUCAUAAUCAUUCAUGUCGUCACUUAAGAAAACAAUGUAAACAUUAUCGACUACGUGCCUUAUUGAGUCAAACAACAUCAUCAACGAUGAAUAAACAACAAAACACAAUUUCAGAACCGCUUUCGCAAAUAUGUAGCACCUGUAAAAAGGUGUUCACAUCACCUUGGCUAUUGAUGCAACAUGCUCAAAAUGAUCAUGGAUUAAAAAUAUAUGAAGAAAUUGAUGAAAUGGAUUCAUUUAGUACGGCAGCUAGUGCUACCGCUGCUGCUACUAUGGAUGUUUCAAAUGAAUUUGUAUCGAAUCCAAAAAUAAUGAUGAAUGGUCAUCAAUCAUCAUCAGCAUCAUCAUCAUCAACACAUUUGUUACCAACAAUUAAAUCAGGCCUUAAUGGAAAUAUAUCAACAACAACACAGCUAUGGAAUGGUCAAACUACUAAUACAUCACCGGUUAGCAAUAUUAAUCUUCAAUCGAUGGCUGCAUUGAUGACAUCGGCCGGUUUCAAUUUGACAUCAACGCAAUUAGAAGCUAUACUACGAUCAACUAGCCAAUCGACUAAUAUUCCAUCAUCAACGGCAUCAUUAUUACAGGCAAUAACGGCAGCCGUAACAGCCAAUCCAAUGACAAGCAAUAGAGGUGGCAAUAGUCAGAAUAACCAUCAGAACAAUGGAAAUCGUACUCAAAUGUCCACUACUAGUCAUCAAACAGAUCUAUUAGGUCAUCUAGCAACAUCUCAUCCUUCAUCUCAUCCGAAUCCAUUAUUAAAUGAUCUGUUUUCGAUUGGUGGGCCAAAUGCCGGUUUAGAAACAACAACACAAGUUACGAUGCCACCAACGACGAAUCAUCAUAAACGUGGUGAAGGAAACAAUAAUAACAUUAAUAAUAAACAACCGCAGCAGACAAAUACUAUGAAUCCAGUUGCAGCUGCAGCAUUAAAUUCGACUCUAGCCAAUUUUACAAGUCAUUUUUUGGAUGCAUCAAAUGCAACGGCAGCAUUUGAUUUAUAUUCAAGACAAAUGCGACAAUUGGCCAAUACGAUGGCACCAUCAUUGUCAUUACCACCAACGACGGCCAUUUCAACACCGAAUUCUACUAGUCUGAUGAAUACUGCUUCUGUUGUAUCAUCAUCACCAUCAACAAUAACAACAUCGUCGUUGCCAUCAAACAACAACAAUUUAACGAAUACUACCUCUUCAUCGUCUUUGACAACUAAUCGUAAACAUCACUAUCAACAAUCAACGAUAAAUAAUAACAACAAUUCUCCGGUAGUACUUAGUCCAUUGGCACUGCCAUUGAACAACAACAACAUUACGGAUACAAAUAGGCAACUAUCAUCACCAUUGAUGAACAUUAAUAAUCAACAUUCUCGGCCAAAUUCAACAUCAUCAUCUAUCGAUAUGCAUCCUACAAGUCGUUUAACAUCACCUGAUAAUAUACCAUUGUCUAAUGGUAGAAUUUUCAAAGAAGAAGAUGGAAAUAACACAGUUUUCACCAAACGAUCACCAAUAACUGAUGACAGUAAGAUUCAACACAAAGAAUCAACCGCUUUGAAUGCCCGUAGACCAUUAAAAUGUGAAUUCUGUGGUUUAGGAUUCAAAAAAGUGAUGAAACUAAGAAGACAUUUGAAACGUGUUCAUAAGGCUAAAAAACAAAAUGGCUUUGCUAAUCAAUUACAACAAAACAACAAUGAUAAUACGGAUAAUUCAAUCAACGAUGAAAUUUCAUUAAAUCAGGAUGAUUCAUCGACAGUAAUAGAUGAUGAAAAACCUGCGAUAAUUACUAAUGGAUCAGAUUCUUUGACAAUGGAAUCACUACAAAAUAAUGAUGAUAAUUCACAAUCUAACCAUGGUACAACGAAUAAUAAUAAUGAAUCAGUCUCAGUGGAAGAAAUCGAUGGUGAAGAUGAUGAUGAUGAUGAUGAUGAUAAUGAAGAGAUGGAAAUUGGUGUCGAUGAAGUGGAUGAUGAAGAGGAAGAAGGCCAUGAAGAAAUUGAUGAUGAAGAUGAAGAGAAUGAAAUCGAUGAUAAUGAUGAUCAUAUGGCAAAAGAUGUCAAACGGAGUAAAUCCAUAAAUGGAGAUUUAAUGGCCGAAGAUCUUUCAUCACGAUCAUCGGCCAAAUUAAGCGAUUCGGGUAAAAAUGGACCGAUCAAAACUAGUGCAAUAGAUGGAGCCGGACUCCAUCAUUCAACAUUAUCACCACCAUUCUCUCCUCGUUCCGGUAGUGAUAUACGACCGUUAUCGAUGCCAAAAUCGGCAAAUAAUCACAUACCACUAGCCAAAGGGACAAGUGCAAUGAAUAUGAACAUGCAAAAUAUAUUGGGUGAAAUGAUGGAAAAGAUGGGAUUUCCGAAUCCCCAAUACAAUGAUGCUUAUAAACAAAUCAUGGAGGAAAGUAGUAAAGUUUUCAAUAAUUAUUUCAGCAAUGCUUCAAAAACUGAAAGAGCCAAUAUGGAAAAUCUAUUUGCCAACAACGGUAUCAUGGUACUGAAUAAUCUAUUAAAUAACAAACAGCAAUCACCGCAAGGAUCAACACCAACAUCUACACGAUCAUCAAAUAACAACAAUAAUACUAAUGCCAAUACCGGAUCUUCGAUCCCACCGAACAACAAUAAUAACAGCAGCUUACUUGGAGCCAAUUUCAAUGAUUUAAUGAGCGGUUUACAAAAUCCUAAUGCCGCUAAUCUGAAUCUGUUAGCUGGCAAUUUCCUAAACAGUGCCUUUGAUCCGACAACGUUUGAUUCGAAAAAAUUUAAGCUUGAUUUCAUUAAUCAUGACCAACAAACAACAGCAAUGGCCGCGAUGGCUAACAAUCCACUUUAUUCAAAUUUAUGGCCCCCAUCAAUGGGUCCUAAUCCAUUUACGAAUUUCACUACAUCAGCUACUACUGGUAUGAAUCCUGAUGCUGCUGUCGAAUUUCUUCGAUCAACUUCAAAUAAAUUAUCAAUGACAGAUGCUACCAGUGCCUUUGGUAAGAGUGCUGGUGCUACAAGUUUACCACCGCCAUUAACAACGGCACAGAAUCAUCAUAGUAAUGGUGGUGGUGAUAGUACAACAAAUAGUAAUGGAAUACAUCGAACAAACGGUACAACACUGCGAAAUAGUUUACUGUCCAACAAUAGUUCUCCAUUGGCUAGAAUCGGUAAUCAUCAUCAAUCAGGACAUCGAAGCAUAAGUGGCCAUCAUGGUCUUCGAUCCAGUGCUGUCAAUUCUGCGACAACAACAACAGAUGGUCGACGAAAAGAACAUCGAUAUCGCAAUGAUACUUGUGAAUAUUGUGGAAAGGUAUUCAAAAAUUGUUCAAAUCUAACCGUACAUCGACGAUCACAUACCGGCGAGAAGCCAUAUAAAUGUGAACUUUGUUCCUAUGCUUGUGCACAAAGUUCCAAAUUAACUCGUCACAUGAAAACGCACGGCCGACAUGGUAAAGAUGUUUAUAAAUGUCGAUUUUGUGAUAUGCCAUUCUCUGUUCCGAGUACCUUGGAAAAACAUAUGAGAAAAUGUGUUGUGAAUCAGAAUAAUCGUAAUGCUGCUGCUGCAGCCGCCGCCGCUGCAGCUGCAGGUCUUUCUGGACAUCAUGGAGCAUCACCAUUAGCUAAUGCUGAAUUAGCAUUAUUAUUGCAACAACAACAUCAACAAUUACAAUCACAUCAUCAAACAUCUCAUGGCGGCAAUGGUGCUAGUGUCAAUGUACUUUCCAGCGCAAGUUCGGCCACCAGUAAUGAUAAAGAUUCGGAUCUAUAGAGUUUGAAAAUAUCGAUUUAACAGUCAAUGUCAUAUCAAUAUCAUUUACUAGAUAUGACGAGCUUCUUUGCAACUUCGAUACCCGGUCAAUCCCAUCAUUAUUAUCAUAAUCAUCAUCGUCAUCAUUAUUAUUAUCAAUGAUCACACCUUAAUCAUCAUCAUCAUCAUCAUUAUUUCUAUUCGAUAAAAACAUCAUUCAAUAUUGGUGAUAUAAGUUAUAAUAUGUACCGAAUAUAUAUCGUCAAAUUUUCUUUUGCCCCUUUUCCAUUUUUCUAUAGCACGAUGCUAUAUAAUUGAUGGAUCUUAAUUGAAAAACAAAACAAAACAAAAAAAAAUGGAAACAAAAACCAAUGUAGGAAAAUUCAUUUGUUUUAAUGAGAUAUCCACGUCAGUUAUUCUCUUCUAUUCAUCAAACAGUCAAAAUGAUAUCCACACAGAUUCAAACACAUUUAUAUAAUGGAAUUAUUUUCACCUGAUUAUUGAUCAUCAUCAACAACAGAACCUGAUUUGUGUGUUCAUCAAACAUUUUUUUUGAUAUACUAUAACCGAAAAAAACAAACAAAAAUUUAAAAUCGUUAUUGGCGAUGAUACUUUCUUUCAAAAAUACGAUUCUUUUUUCUAAUCAACAAACAAACAUCAUCAUCAUCAUAAUUAUUCAAUGUUUCAAUUGGUUUUCAUUUUGUUAUAUUUGUUUUUGCUAUUUUUUUCUGUUUUUUUUCUUUAUUUUAAAACUUUUUUCCUGCCUAUGAAAUUCUUAAACCCUCCAAAUACACAAACACACCGAUUAGCGCAAUAGAUUUCAUCGUAUUAAUCAUCGCAUUUUGAUAAUUAUUAAGAAUGAUAUAUUUGUCCAUGAUUUUUAUGAUAAAAAUUAUACAUUAUACACCAUCACAAACACAUACACGAAUUUUGUUUUUUUUUCUGA
This is a messenger RNA of Dermatophagoides farinae (American house dust mite), 4723 nucleotides long. The record is from RefSeq and is a predicted model, not a curated record. NCBI's taxonomy places the organism in Eukaryota, Metazoa, Arthropoda, Arachnida, Sarcoptiformes, Pyroglyphidae.